UGUAGGUGUGUGUAUGUGUUCCCCUCUUGUUUCUCACACAGGUGUGUGAGGAGGAGGUGACACAAUUAAAGCCGUCACCUUUGUCUCAAUGUUUUUUUUUUUCUCAAAUAGCUUUGCGUGUGUGAAUGUUUGCAUGUGUGCGUGUGAAUGCGUUUGUGCGUUUGCAGUAUGUGUCCUCAGUUGCGUCAGCGUUGUCAGUUUCUGCGCCAGCAGGAGGCUCCUCCUACAUAUCCAGGCCCCUCCCGCUUCCUGUGUGUCAGUAUAAAGCAUGGCCUCCUCUCUCUCUCUCUUCCACAUUCACUCACAGCCUGAACACUGCAGGAGCAAGGCUCAACAUCUUCAGACUGAUCCUCUCCUGGCCCACGCCAACAACUGCAGUCAUGAAUGUAGGUAUCUGUGUGUGUGUUCUCCUGGCUGCUUUGUCCAGCAGUUCCCUGAGUCUGCCCUCACAUGCCAUGUCACAGAGAGCUGAGGGUGAGGCUCUCCCGUCAGACAGCCUCUCCCCACAACACACCCGCCAGGCACGCUCAGCUCCAGCACCCUCCUCAGGGCAACUAGCUAACUACAACCAAGCCAGCCUGAGCCAGCUACUGGCCAGACUCCUCUCCAGGAAAGGCUCUCCCUACCAGACUAGAUCCUCCCUCACCAGCAGAGCCAGUGGUGUAGCUCCAGGCCACAGGAUAAAGGACAGAGAUUACCUCGGCUGGAUGGACUUUGGACGACGCAGUGCAGAGGAGUAUGAGUACUCCUCCUAAAGGCAUGGCUUGCUUUUGCCGAAGCCUGAGUUACAACCCCCAGCCAAUAAAAGCCCCCCAAAAUAAUGAGCCCUUUUCACACUGCACUGUAACCAAGGGCUGACUUGAAUGAGCUUAGCCCCGUUAUAUAUAAACAGAGAGGAAAAAGAUCCUGUAAUCUCCAUGCAAAUUGUAUCUAAGCACAAAAUUUAAAGGAUGAAGCUGAAAAUAUUCUACAUUGUUGUUAUUGUCAGGAGUUUGUUCAUUUCUCCAUACUUUGUGACUACUGUCUGUUGCUCUCAGCCUCAGACUGAUUUGUUUCUAAUGAAGACAUGAAUCAUUAAAAAUAGCUCACAAAUAUAUAGUUUCAUUUUUACAAACACACUUUAGCAAACUCAAACAGGAUAAAAGUGCAUUUAUUUAGAACUAUUUUCAGUUGCGGAUUAAUACACAUUUGGUGCUCUAAUGAGUAUUUCUGGCAUAUGUGGGAUUUGUCAGUGGCACAGAAGGUGAUGCUUUACAGGUAUAAUCUUGUUAGACCGUUUAAUGCACCGUAUCUGUGUUUUCAUAAGAUUUGUUGACAAUAAGACAAAUAUAGAAUAUUACCAGAAUUGUCUUUUAAGAGCAGGAGUCUCAUUUCUGAAUUCAAGCUUUUUGGAUUGGAACUGAAAAACUGACUAUCAUGAACACAUUUGAAAGGCAUGUUCUUAUAAAUAUAAAGUCCAGUGAGGCACUUGUCUUAGAACUCAGAUUUCUGUCACCUUUCUGUAGUGUUAAAAUGUCCAAUUUUUCCUGACAUUUCAGAAUGUAUCCAAGGCCUUAUAUUUGACCUUAAUGAGCCACUUUGGGGUUUUUUGGAAAUUAUACGAAAAGUAUGCUUUAAGUCUGUAUCUUUGAUUGGUAUCUUAAUGUACUCAACUAACUGCAGCCCAGAGCUUCAAAUCACUUCAACUUUACACAAGUGCACAGUAAAAAGUAUUUUCAUAUCAAACCUUCUGCAGCUAAAGAAAACAGCAACAGCACCUACUUUUCACCUCCGACCCUGGCCCCUGAAGGUAACCCUGGGCUUAAAAUGUGCAGUGUGAAAAGCACAAGAUAUGUUUCAGAAAGCACAAGGUGUUGUCUGCUGUAUAUGAGAUGCCUGGGAGUGUCCCUAUCAUUACAUAGUGGCACUCGGUGGCAGAUACAUCAGAUAAAUCAGGACUACUGAAAUACUGUAGAUAUGAGUAGAAGUGUUUUUGUUCUUUGUAUGCACUCUCAAAGGUUAAGUCUCUGUAAUAAAUUAUAUGUUUUUACCAACUUUGAAAUUCAAUAAAAUUCAAAAUAAA
Larimichthys crocea (large yellow croaker) is the source of this 2062-nucleotide messenger RNA. NCBI's taxonomy places the organism in Eukaryota, Metazoa, Chordata, Actinopteri, Sciaenidae. The record is from RefSeq and is a predicted model, not a curated record.